ACCAGGCGGGGAGGAACCGCCGCCCCCGACUAGCGGCGGCCUACCCGGGCCCAGCGGCGGCGGCGGCGGCGGCUCUGUUUCCGAGUUGGUCGCUGCCGGGCCCGGGCCUCCAUGGGGAGGCCGGGCAGCCCCCCGCAGGCGGAGAGCCGCUGCCCGCUGUGGGCGCUGCCGGAGGAGCUGCUGCUGCUCAUCUGCUCGUACCUGGACGCGCGGGCCUUGGGCCGCCUGGGCCAGACCUGCCGCCGCCUUUGCCGCUUCACCUGCCGGGAUGCGCUGUGGAGGCGACUCGCCCGUUCCUGUCUCAACGCAGGCUUCAGCGCGCACGGCGCCGACCUAGUGGCUGGUGUUCCAGUGAAGGAAAGGGUCAAGGUUUCUCAGAACUGGAGGCGUGGACGCUGCCGGAAAAUCCCACUCCUCAGAUGGAAGCGCAAUUUAAUGCCCUGGAUGCAGCUAGAUGAUGACUACCUCUACCUAUCCCAGGCAGAAGACAUUCAAGUUUAUUGGCUCCAUCCCAAUGGUACCAGCUUGCAACACUGUUCCCAAGCAGUCUUCUCUGGCCACCAGGAGGACGUGUGCCGCUUUGUGCUUGCUAAUGGCCAUAUUGUCAGUGGAGGAGGAGAUGGCAAUAUUGUCCUUCAUAAGCUGAAUGGCUCCUUCAGCUUCAAGUUCUUGGGGCAUGAACAGGAAGUGAACUGCGUGGAUUGUCAAGGAGCUAUCGUUGUGAGUGGUUCACGGGACAGAACAGCAAAGGUUUGGUCCUUGUCACCAGGCAGAGCUGGGCAGUGUUUGCACACCAUACAGACUGAAGACCGGGUCUGGUCCAUUGCCAUUAGUCCAUUAUCAAGUUCAUUUGUGACUGGAACUGCUUGCUGUGGACAUACCUCACCUUUGAGAAUCUGGGACUUGGGGAGUGGACAACUAGUCACCUGCCUUGGGACAGACUUCCAUCGAGGAGCUGGAGUCUUAGAUGUUUUCUAUGAAACACCUUCCACCUUGCUGUCUUGUGGGUAUGAUACCUAUAUCCGAUACUGGGAUUUACGGACGAGCACAAGGGAAUGUGUCAAGCAAUGGGAAGAGCCUCAUGACAGUGCCCUGUACUGCAUUAGGAGCAAUGGGAAUCACAUGAUUGCAAGUGGAUCUUCUUAUUAUGGCGUGGUCCGUCUUUGGGAUAAGCGACAAACCAGGUGCUUACAGAGCUUCUCCUUGUCAUCACCCAUCAGCAGUCCUGUGUACUGCCUACGAUUCAGCACCACUCAUCUCUAUGCCACCCUGGCAUCUGCCCUGUAUGCCCUUGAUUUUACUACCUCCUGAUGGAGAUUGGCUUGGACUGCAGAUAUAAUACCCAGCUCAGGGAGCACAAAAAGGAAAUGAUUACCUUGACAGAAGAAGCAGCCUGAAACUCACACUAAGUGCUAUGGGGGAACCCAAGGAAGGAAUGUUCACCUGCCUUCUGGUUCAAUUAAAGGCUAAUGUCUCCUUCCCUCAUUUUAUUUUGCACAUUUUGGGGUUUUGUGUUGCAUUUAAUUUCUAUGAAGGCAUUAUUCAGUUGUGCAUUCUCUUUUGCUAUCAGCAUAGAUUCUGUUUGGACCUCUGAAUGCUGCAAGCCAACCAUUCUUCAUGUUUUAGAUUUAGUUUAGGAGGAUGGGGCUAGCUGCUUACUUCACUGACAUUCAUCACUGCCACAUAAAUGGACACUGGGCUAUAAGACCAAAGCCUUGGAUUACUCUGUGCAAAUUGUACCAAUUUUUAACUGUCUGCAUACAAGGAGUGCUGCACUAGAAAGGUGUUGUCAGGUCAAUGUGCUAAAUAAAUUUUAUAAUGGGAAGAAAGAAUGUGAGUUCAAAACCAGUGACUAAUAGCUGUAUAAUUUAAAUAGAUUCCUAGGAUCAAAUGCAAUGAUUUGCUUACCUAAAAAUAAAAUUAUUUCUACAGCUGUAACUUUUGAAACAAUGAACUACAUCAGGCACAUCCAACUCCCAAGAGACUGCAGUCUACUCCCAGUAUAAAAUAACUGGCAGUGAUCUACCUAUUGCCAUUGGAGUUGUUAAGCUUUUUUUGGGGGGGGGGAGGAUUGAUCAGAGUUGUUAAACUUUUUUUGUGGGGAGGACAGAGUUGUUGAGCUUUGGGGGAUGAAAAAAAACAAACAUAAAAAGGUGCAUAUCACACAAUGCGAUACAGGUAACAUUAAUAUCGCUUUCCCGCUUCCUGCAAUGCUCACUGCUGCUGCGGUGCCAACAAAGGGACCUAGUGCUGGCAGUCUGAUAAGGGGACAUUACUUGCCCGUGAUCGACCGCAAUCUACCAGGAUGUUUUUCUCCGAGAACUUUGUGCAACAUCCAUUCCUGGUUACUUCUAAGAGUAGGACACAACAGGGGGAAAGUAACCAAGUACCCUAGCCCUUGUCAGCCACUCCCAACAAACACCUGUGUUUGUGACACAUUCCUUGAUCAUCCUAUCUCCAACCUUCCAUUAAGAUAUACAGUCCUAACAAAUUCAGUGAGUGACACUGAGAAAUCAGCAUUCUUAGGAGAGAACCCAAAGGUUAAAAGAUCUUUAGGAAUACAAAAAUUUAUGGGGCAGCCCCCAGCAGCAACUCAUUAAGGACUGAGCAUGCCUAGCCAAAGAAUGCUGAAUGUCCAAUGAGUGGGAAAUGGCUGAACAGCAGCUCCCCGGACUAUAACAUUUUGUUGCAAGUCCUUGUUGGUUCUAUUUGCCAUUAGUAUAGAGUUCUAUGGAAACUAGGAAAUGCUGUGCUUUUAAGGUUUGUGAACUUGCAGCCUAAAGAUAAUAUCUACCUUUUGCCUGUUGUGUGCCUGGCCUCUGUGUGUUGUUGUUUUUUAAUUAAAAAAAUUCUAGCCAUUAUUCACAUAUAAAAUUGGGAUCAGGCUGGGAGGGAUAUAGUUUUCAUA
This is a messenger RNA of Zootoca vivipara (common lizard), 2908 nucleotides long. RefSeq names its product F-box and WD repeat domain containing 4 (gene FBXW4). Lineage: Eukaryota; Metazoa; Chordata; Lepidosauria; Squamata; Lacertidae. Gene Ontology annotation, cellular component: SCF ubiquitin ligase complex. Gene Ontology annotation, biological process: SCF-dependent proteasomal ubiquitin-dependent protein catabolic process. The record is from RefSeq and is a predicted model, not a curated record. Gene Ontology annotation, molecular function: protein binding.